Molecule: messenger RNA, 231 nt
Organism: Didymella exigua CBS 183.55
Lineage: Eukaryota; Fungi; Ascomycota; Dothideomycetes; Pleosporales; Didymellaceae
Exons: 2
Coding region: 1-231 (76 amino acids)
Biological process (GO): kinetochore assembly; chromosome segregation; mitotic cell cycle
Cellular component (GO): kinetochore; nucleoplasm
Molecular function (GO): protein heterodimerization activity
Source: RefSeq, a predicted model, not a curated record
AUGGCGCCAACGCUAUACCCCCGCGCCACGCUCAAGAAGAUCGUCAAAGCGCACGCCAACCGCCCGCUGAGCAGGAACGUCGACAUCCUGAUCUACCUCAACUACAUGCUCUUCGUGCAGGAGCUCAUGCGCGAAGCAGGCAUCAGGGCGAAGAUGGCGGGCGAGCGUGGUGUGAGCGCCAAGGGUAUUAGGAGGGUGAGGGAGGGGUGCUUGAGGAGGGCUAAGGGAUGA